Mya arenaria is the source of this 8646-nucleotide messenger RNA. Its product is annotated as two pore potassium channel protein sup-9-like. Lineage: Eukaryota; Metazoa; Mollusca; Bivalvia; Myida; Myidae. The transcript is spliced from 3 exons. The coding region runs from base 1435 to 2520 and encodes 361 amino acids. Gene Ontology annotation, cellular component: membrane. The record is from RefSeq and is a predicted model, not a curated record. Gene Ontology annotation, biological process: stabilization of membrane potential; potassium ion transmembrane transport. Gene Ontology annotation, molecular function: potassium ion leak channel activity.
GCUACAAGACUCCCAUCAUUCAAGAGCCACUCUAGAAAUAUCACUUUUCCGAUCGAGAGGCUUCGUGGUUUUUUAAGGACAGGACGUAUAUUUCGGAUAAUAGUUAUGUUUCGGAUGGAUAGUGGUUGUAUGAUAUAGAGCCCUGUGCCAUUUCUGUCAUAUUUAUCAUUGGUAUCGAUCCAUAUCGCGAUGUGAUAACGGAGACAAAUAGUGAAUUGUAAAAAUCAUAAUCACGGGAAAUUCGUCCAUGUAAAUAUUUAAGCAAAAAGGAAUAUUUCCAUAAAACAUUUUAUUCACGUGCCGCGUGAAACCGGAUGUUCUACACAUGAAAAUCGGUGAAUUAUGACACAGUGCGUGUUUGUGAAAAUCACAAAAUGUCAUGUCGGAUGUCACAUAUUGUAAAUCAGAGGGAUACGAGCACAGUGCCUAUUGUUUGAACUCGUCCCCGAUCGAUGAAAAAACCUCCAGGGACAGUCGUACGGAGAAUUGUCAUUGUUUAUUGCUGAAUGGAAAAUUAAUAGUACAGAGAGAAAUCUGUGCACUAAAUAAUGAGUUAAACAAUCGGAUCGACUUUGAUGGAUAACGAAACGUCUACUUUUAUGUGACGAAGUAACGAACACUGUUCCUUGGGAAUCGGAGAAAAAAGACAGACAAAGGCAUUAAACAGCGGGGAGUGAACAGGACACGCGGCCUUUUCCUUGGCGGAGAUUGUAUGGAAAUGGGAGAGAUGGUAAACAGAUAACUGAAAUUGGAAAGUCGCAUCUCUAGUUAAACUCGGGUCCCUUGAGUUCCCUAGAUAGUUCUCAUCUUCAUACAUGGCUGAGGAAAAAUGAACCCUAGCUAGUCUAUAGCGCUGGAAAAAAACAUUAGCCGAGGGAUUAAGGGAGCGAGAAAUACGACGAUAACAAGAGAACUGGGGAGAUGAAAAUUGCCUGUGUAUUCUCUGGAUAUUUUGUGAUUUUCAUUUAAUUCUGAGAUAUUUAUGUGUAUUAAGUCCGCAUAUGUCAGGGAAGUUAAUUGGAUGUGUAUCGCUGCGUCUUCGUCACCGAUCUGCCAAUACGUGGAGAUAGUUGCGUGAACAAAUGGAUUAAAGUACACUCAAUGGAAAUCUGUCUUCCAGAAUCAACACAAUCAUGUAACGUCAAAGCAUUAUGUUGGAAUGGCUAGUAGAGUAUCGGAAAAUCAUUCCAUGUUUCUGUUUGCACAAAAUGCCACCUUGAGUUUUGGAGUUUAUGAGAAAAAAAUUGGAUAUAAAGUUGUUCAUGAAAUGUGAACCGUGUGUUCUGUGAUGGAGGAUUUGAAAUAAUCUGACUUAAUCUUAAGUAUUAAAUUGAUGGCCACAUUGAAUAGAGUGCGGCUAAAAAUAGCACGAGUGACCGGAAGAGCAGGCGGUGCAUGCGCCUACAAGUCACAUGAUAACCACGUGGUCCCGAUAUGAAGAAACAAAACACUCGGACUUUAUCCUUAAUUGUCUGCACAUUCACGUACCUCUUGGUCGGAGCGGCUGUAUUUGACGCACUCGAAUCUGAAACUGAGCGAGAGAAGAGCAGAGACUACAGUUCUCAAGAGCAUAUCAUUCGGUCUAGAUAUAACAUGACAGAUAACGAUUUUAACCUGCUACGAAGAAAUAUCAUAUUAUCAGUCCCAUACAAAGCCGGAACACAGUGGAAGUUUGCUGGCGCUUUUUAUUUUGCUUUAACUGUGAUAACAACAAUAGGUUACGGCCACAGUACACCUCAGACAGACGGAGGGAAGAUAUUCUGCAUGUUGUAUGCGCUAAUCGGAAUACCAUUGUGUAUCGUCAUGUUCCAAAGCGUGGGCGAGCGUCUCAACACAUUCGUGACAUUUCUAAUGAAGCAGGGAAAGAAAUGCAUACGGAUGAAAAAGACAGAAGUCAGCCAAACGAACCUUAUUAUAGUGACCAUGAGUCUCAGUAUGAUAGUGUUAACUUCCGGGUCAGCUGCGUUCGUGCACUACGAGGGGUGGGAUUAUAUAGACUCCUUGUAUUACUGCUUCAUUACAUUGACAACUAUAGGCUUCGGUGACCUGGUCGCGUUGCAAAGGGACAACGCCCUAGAGACUAAGCCGUACUACGUAGCAUUUAGCAUAAUCUUUAUUCUGUUUGGUCUAACGGUGAUAUCUGCUGCAAUGAAUUUGUUAGUGCUAAGGUUUUUAACAAUGAACACCGCUGAUGAGCGCCGGGAUGAACUCGAAGCUGCGGCGGCCGCUCAGACCGCUGUGAGACUUGAUGGUGACGUCAUCACCGGAAAUGGCGUCGUUGUUUCCCAGGCGAUGGAAAGUCCGGAGUACAAUGACCAUAUUUCCGUUUGUUCGUGCUCUUGUUAUAAAAUCCGCUCAAAAGAUAAACACAGAUACAAAGUAACGCGGUCGCCAACCAAAAUAAACCAUUUAUUGCAAAUGAACAACAUUACCAGAGAAAAGGAAGAUGUUUAUUCCUUCAUAGACGAAAACAACUCUUCGAACUAUCAAUAUCUCAAUAAAAAGCGAGCGUCAGUGUGAUUUGUAAAGAUAAGUGUCAAAAGUGUAAUGAUAAGAAUGUAAACAUUUGUUGGAAAGGUUUUCCAAUACGUGGGUUGGUAUAUUUUGUGUGAUGUAACUGUCCAGUUAAUGCUCAAGCGCAGAAAAAACACUUCAACAAGUGUUGGUCAUUUAAUACGCUGUGAAGUUAGCCUUCUCCUAUACACCAUCACCUCAACACGUCCAGACAUAUUCAACGUCAUUGCUGAAUGACCGUCACUGCUGAGUAGUGAAAACGUUAUAUCACUUUAGUGACAUGUAGCUCAUUUAGUUGUGAACCAGUAGCAUGCGUUUAAACCAUUCGGAACUCCUCGGCCAUUUUUUUCAAAAACAACCUCGGAUGUAUGCAGGUACAUCAGUUGAAGUAUUUCGUACAAUUUUGAAUUAUAUCAUUAAUUAAAUGUAGUGUUUUAGAGUUGUAUUUAUUGAUCUAAGUUUAAAUUGAUUGCCAUUGAAUUGUAUUAUUGCAAACAUAUUUAAGAAUCCCAAAGGUAAUGUCACAAAGUUUAACUGCUAAAUAAAAUUACUUCGCGAUCUACUUGCAGCGGACUUAAACGUACCACUUUUUGAGUAUGUAAACCGUCCAAAUACAUCCGAGGUUGUUUUCGAUAAAAUGGCCGAGGAGCUCCGAAUGGUGUUUAAACCAGCUUUAUCUUUAUAAUCAAAAGUUUCAACGGGCUAUAUUCGGGCCUUCUUGAACGUUUUCCUUCUCCAUAAAUGUAUAACAUACCAUAUUUACUCUGUGAUAUUCGACUUAGUUCGUGAACUAUAUAGACUCUGACACUAAUACGAUUUGAAAAAUAUACUGUAUACUGUAUACUGUUUGUCAGACUGAGGAGCCAUGUUUUAUUUCGAAAUAAUUCACUUAUUAUAAAACAUAUUUUUAACUCGGCGCAUUUUUGUUUUGUUUCUGAAACUACUGUAAAUUUAAAUUUUGAAAAUUCGACAUUUAAGCUAAACGUUCCUUUGAGAAAUAUUAUGAGAACGUACAAAAAUAUAUCUUGAAUGAAUGUUGAAAGAAAAUGAAAAUGAAAGAAAUAACUUAUUGUUAAAUAUCCUAGCUAAGAUAUCCUAUAACGUCUGUCAGCUUUGAAUAAAUAUUUUUAUUAUUCUUUUUAUUAUUCAAAAUUCAGACGGGAUUUAUAAUAGGAGAACUCCCAUGAGAAUAAUUUUGUUUUUGAAACCUCUGCAUUUGACUCAAAACCAGUAUUGUCAUAAGAUGCACGAACAGAUUAAACACAUUGCCAUGUGUGAAGUAACAUGUUAAACACGUUUUUCCUUCAAAAACCUUGAUGAAAACACACAAUUAUGAGGUUCAAACUAUUUUUUCAUUUGAAUUUAAAAGUAAAUAUGAUAAACGUUUUGAACUUUGUCAGAGGGAAGCAGAUUUAUAUGUAUUGAAGAUAUCAAAAUAUAUUUUGUGUAAGAAGCGCUUUCAUAUCUACUAUAUAUACAUAAUAUGUCCGAUAUCCAUACCACUGUCGAGGCAGUGGGUGCAUUUCUUAAGAUUUAGUAAGUAACGGAAGUCAACUAUAUUUCAUAGCUGUUUAAUUUUCGUUUAAAAUAUUGCAUGAUUUAAACGUUAAAUAAGGAAACCGAACUAAAUCUGUAUCACACACUGUUUUCUGAUAACAUAGUAGCGUAUUGCGCAUGCGCCGAUCUACUUCCGUAUUACUACGCGAAAGAAAUAGGCAUAUAUCGUGAAUUUAAAUUUGUGUUGGUGUUUGGGAUUGUAUCACUUCUCGUUGAUUGCGUAAAAAUACAUCUCACUCGACCUUUGUUUUCGUGCGGUUUGGAUGUAAUGCAAACACUCAGAAGUGAUACAACCACACAGAUCUGACGAACUAUUCUCAGCGGCAGAGGAAAAUCGAAUGUUACCUGGAGGCAACCACAUAAUACAGCUCAUGGAAAUGCUUUCGAUCUGAAUUCAAAUAUGCUCUGUUGAAGAGAAUGAAAAUAAGUCACAUUUCCUUUAUAACAUCAAAGAAAGUUAGAUUAAGAUUGAACGGAUUGAAAUGUAUACACCUAGUGUUCGUAAUACGAAUGCAGUCAGAAAAAUCGGGGGGGGGGGGAAAAAUGAAUACCGUGAUUGAGGCAAAAUAAUGAAUUGUGACAUACGCAACAAAAUAUUUUUGAAUUUAGAAUCGGCUUAUGAAGAGGUUUCGCAUAGCUUCAUGUUUAUAAACUUGUAUAUGCAGCCUUGUGUUUCAUCUAAAUCAUCAAUCGUGUACACGUUUUCAUAUAUUUUGCGCUUAAAACAAUCCAGGGGAAGCACUCGGGCGUUAUAAACUUCACGUUGUAAUUUCCCUUCAUAACAACAUUUGCGUCACAAUGAAGAAUUGAAUUUUCCCAAUGCAUUGUGUAGUUUAUAUAGAAACGGAUUUAAUAAAGGAAUGAAUGCGGGGCUGAUGUCAUUUUAGGGCAAUGAACGUAGUUGGUCUUGUAAAAGUGUGUGGAUGACUCCAUGCGUACUUUAACUUGCCCAACUGCGUUCAUAUCCCCGAUAAUGACACCAUUCACGCAUCUCAUUUCUAGUUUUUACACCAAAAGUUCAUUAUUUCUUUCCAGAAUUGUUAAAAUAAAACCUUUCAGUAAUUCUUUCUCGCCCCUUCUGUAAAUAGAACGACCCGACCGAAGCCGGAAAUAUUUUAUCGUAUUUUAUCAUAUUACUUCACAAUAACGCUGGAAAAAUAAUCACGUCAAAUCACUUUUAAACGUAAAAUUAAAACACUUAUGACAACAAUACAUUUUACAUAUCAUUGAAUGAACACUUUUUAACAUGUUGAUAUAAGUUUUUCGUGGCCUGCUGCAACAAUACAAACAAUAUAAUGAUAAACAAUUUUCAAUUUACAAUUAUGUUAAUUCGCGUUGAUUCGUGAUCCGAACUUAUCCAAAGAGUUUGCAUUCAAAAUUAUCGCAAUUGCCGAAAGGCAGUUCAUUUAAGGAAUGAAAGUUUAGGUGUAAAUAUUACCUUUUCAAAGCAUGUUUAUCUUGAUGACGGUAAAGAAAAAGAGUAUAAACACGUGGUUAGUACUGUACACUGCAAUGACUGAAACCUAUCUUCUGGCAAAAUGCUUGUGUGCAUAUUAUCCCUACACAGUUAAACUCUUGAGUGUCAGUAAAGGUCGUGGUUUACAUGAUCAAUAUUACUAUAUCAUUUAUUAUAUCUCCCUUCGACUUGUCCUCAGUUAAUUGAUGGUUGGUAGUUUCAACACGUCUUUUAUUAUCUUACACUAAAAUGCCAUAAUAAUUUUUAAACAGAUUAAAGAUAUGAUCGUUUUGUUAAUAACUGAGCCGUUUUCACUAAAACACAACUAAUUAAAUAACAUAUGUAUACAUGUGUCUAUCAGCUGUGCGUAGCCAUAAUAACAGUUCGUACUAAGUCCAAAUAUGGGUGGAAACAAAUAACAUAUUCUUAACAUUGUAAAAUUGAGCGCCGCUAUACCACCAUAACUCUAUGAUGAAGGAAGGUCGUUAGGAACAAAGUAUCGUCUAGUCUGCUUAAAGUAUUACCAAUACUAUAUAAAUUAUAAUUAUACAGGUUUUGUAUCAGCAUAAAACAGUUAUUUUCAAUAUCCUUCAAACUGUUAGAAUGCAUUGUUACAAACACGAUGAUUUAAAUUAGGACAAGUCAAAGGGAGAUAACUUUAGACACCAUGACCAGAAUGUAAGCAAUUGUAUCAAUAUUCUGAAUAAUAAGGUAAUUAUUAAAAAAGCCUUAAAGCUCUUCUGCCGAGAUCAAAGUCUGGACAAUAAUUACGCGAAAUGUCAAGGGUCGAUUUAUUGUAGAAAUUCCGGGUUUGAUUUUAUACAGAACCCGUUUUCUAUAUUCUUACAUAACUUACUGUAUUACAAAACUUACUGUAUUACAGAACUUACUGUACUACAAAACUUACUGUAUUACAGAACUUACUGUAUUACAAAACUUACUGUAUUACAUAACUUACUGUAUUACAAAACUUACUGUAUUACAUAACUUACUGUAUUACAAAACUAACGGUAUUACAGAACAUACUGUUUUACAGAACUUACUGUAUUGCAAAACUUACUGGGAGUGUUGUUAAAACUUUUCUUAUCAUGAAAGACUUCACGAAAUAUAAGUAGCAUUCUGCGUCUGAACUUGCUUCUACUAACUUUUCGCAAAUAUUGAGAAUCAGAAACACCUGUCUAAUUGAGCAUCGGAGUUUAGGGGUAAAAGAUAAAACAACCAUAUACAUAGGUAAAUUAAAUCAAGUUCCAAUUUCUCCUAAACAUGUCUGAUUUUAAGAAAUUUUGUAAGCUCAAAUUUCAUAUAAAAUGUAAAACUGAUAUUUCCGUUAAUGAGGUGUGUGGUAUCAGACAUGUCUGAAUAUUCGAUCAAUCACACAGGCGAUAUGACAUACUAUAUCAGAUAUAUUUCUUAAUAAUUGAUCCAUUAGUUUAUAAAAAUAUCACUACCGUUAUGACGUUUUAUUAUACGCAUGGCGGCGGUUUUCGAUGUUUAUCAGUGAUAUCAAAACGAGAGUUCACUGUUUCAAACAGUGAGACAACAUUUUGAUAUUUUUCUCUGAUAUACGCGCAUAAGGUCGGGAUUCAAAUUCAACGACGUCAUUGCUAAAAUGACGUGACGUUUUCAUACAAUUUGGCGCGCUUUUUUGAAAGCAAUAAUUAGCUGUCAUUUAAAAGCUAUUAUAGGCAUAUAAUACACAGAUUUUGUUUUCUUUUCAGUGUAAGAUCGCAAUAUAUUUAAUCCUGUAAAGACCAACAGUAUAAUUUUCACUCGUGGCUAUGCAGCUCGUGAAAUAUACCUUUUGGUGCUCGGUGAAAUAUAUUUUGAUCUUACACUGAAUGUAUGUAUAGCAUAUGGCUAUGACGCUAUUCAUCAGAAAUAUCACUGUCGAUACGAAGUUGUAUAUCAGAAAUUUAACUGAUGUUAUAAAGUUGUAUAUCAGAAAUAUCAGUGACGUUAUGACGUUAUAGAUGAAAAUAUCACAGACGUUAUGAAGUUGUACAUCAGAACUAUCACUGAAGUCAUGACGUUCUACAUUAGAAAUAUCUCUGUUGUUAUGAAGAUUUAGGUAAGAAAUAUCUCUGACGCUAAUAAGUUGUAUUGCAGAAAUAUCACUGGGUUUAUGACUUUGAACAUCAGAAAUAUCUACAAUCUAAAGGCACGAUUGGUUUGUCUGAUAUAUCAUGCGAUGCAGCAUAGUUAUCCUAACUGUUCAAGUGUUUCUAAAAUUCAAAGACCAUUAAUGUUGUUUAGCUUAAGGUACCCAUUUGUAUCUGAAACGGAGCCUCUUUUAUCGCUUUAUCGAUCUAUUUAGAAAUAUGUGUACUUAAACAGAAUGCUUUACUUAAGUGAUCAUUACCAAUUAUAUGAGGAGGGGGUGCAGAAAUACGAACUUUGUCUCAAACAGCGUUAUCCCUUCGAUGUUAAAGUGAUUUUUAUCUCAACUAUUCGAUAUUGAUACAAAGAGGUACUUCCUUCAAAAUUAAAUCAACUUUUAAACAUGCUAUUUUUGGUGUUAUUUCAGAACUGGUAUGCUUUUGUACGCACAGUUUCUUAGGCCGCUAGUAUUUGUUUGCUAAACCGAUCGCUUUCGCUAAACUUGCAUCAGGUUUUAAAAAUUAAACGGUAGUGCGUCACUAGGUAAACUGUUUUGAAAGGAACCAUAUCCUUUAAAAACAGAAGCCCUAAGACAUGUACAAAAGCUUGUGUUCUUUUAUUUUCCCUAACUUAAAUGCGAUGUGUAUGUCAAAUAUAUGUCCAAACCACGUGUUUUGUAUCUCUACCUUAUCAUAUAAAAAUGUAACGUGUGAUUUGAUUGGCUGUUGAAAGUUAUCCUGCCCAAUCCAUUCCGUCUAACGAUUCCAGUUGCGUACUAUAUGUCCAUUAUAUUUGUAUCCAGGACUGUUUUUGUACAUAAUAUUUUAUAUAUUUAUUAUUUGUAUGUUCAAAUUGUACUUGCCAAUACAGUGUGCAUGUGUAUGAACGUGAUAAAGGGUCUAUAAUAAAUCGUUGUUUUAUUUUGCAUCGUUAUGACGUUUUAUUUCAUCAUGGUUUAUAUUUUGUACAAUAACUUGUACAUAUAAAUGUAUUAUAGUAAAUAAAUGCACAUGAACUAUUGA